UUUCCAGGUUGCCCUGCUGGCUUGGCUAACGUAAACUCGCCGGCUGUUUUCUUCGCUUUACAUGCCCUAAACCUCAAAUGUUAGCUAGCCUAUCUUAAAGGGAUUAUGAAGAAUUGUGGGAUAACGGACUACAAAAUGAAUCGCGACUUUGAGGGAGCAUUCUGAAUUUAAUUAAUAUGAGCUGUUCCAUGGUGUGCUUCAUAAACAUUGUGAGUUUAAAGUACGGAUUUGCAUCGUGUCUGUGAGACUCCCUAACUAUGCCUCAGAAGUUGCUCAAGAGUGCGCAGUACAUUGAGCUGGGGAGCUACCAGUAUUGGCCCGUCCUGGUGCCAAGAGGCAUCCGGCUGUACACCUACGAGCAAAUACCUGCCUUCCUGAGGGAGAACCCGUACAUCACUGAUGGUUACCGCGCCUACCUAACCUCCAGGCUUUGCAUUAAAAGCCUCUUCAUCCUGUCCAAUGAGACAAUGAACAUCUGGAGCCACUUGCUCGGCUUCCUGCUUUUCCUGAUCCUGGCGCUGCAUGACAUGACCACCGUGCUGCCCAUCGCCAACGCCACCAGGGAGGACUACGUCAUCCACACAAUCGAACUCUUCUGCUUCCAGGUGUGUAUGCUGUGCUCAGUGGGGUUCCACGUCUUCUGUUGUCAUCGCUCAGAGAAGACCAGUCGCCGCUGGAUGGCACUGGACUAUGCUGGAAUAUCCAUCGGCAUCUUGGGAUGCUAUGUGCCUGGGGUCUUCUACGCUUUCUACUGCAACAAUUACUGGCGGCAGGUGUAUCUAGUGGCGGUGUUGGCCAUGACUCUAGCAGUGUUUCUGGCCCAGAUCCACCCUCUCUACCUGAGCAAGCAUUGGCAGAGGAUUCGCUCCUCCAUCUUCUGCUCUGUCGCCGGUUACGGCCUCAUUCCCACAAUGCAUUGGGUGUGGCUCAGUGGAGGCAUCCACUCAGAUGUUGUCCAGGCGUUUGUUCCACGCAUUCUGGUGAUGUACGUGAUCGCUGCGGCCGCCUUCCUCUUCUACAUCUCCAAAGUUCCAGAGCGUUACUUCCCAGGCCAGCUGAACUACCUGGGUGCCAGCCAUCAGCUGUGGCACAUGCUGGUGGUGCUGAUGUUCUACUGGUGGCACCAGUCCGUACUCUUCCUCACUACCUACAGACACAGCCACCCCUGCCCCGAUCACCCGCUGCACGCCUAGGCCAGCCACGCCUGUCUCCUACUGAUGAGGUCAGCAACACAAGCCUCACCUUUGGUGGCCGGGAAGCAAUGGAAGUCUGAAAGCUCCCAAGUGGACAUGAACUCACUCUCAUUGCUUUGGGCCAGAAGGUUAAUAGUGCUUCAUACAAUCAUAAAGCCCUGAAUAGAAGUGCCUACUGUCCCAUAAUGGAGAAGGUCAAAGAGAAUCAGAAUUUCAUAUUUGAAAGGGUAGCUGUGAUUUUGGCUUCAGAUAUUAUUCACUCAUAACAAUCAGACUGUUUUAAGCUACGGCUGUCUUGCACUUCCCUCAAUCCAGUUCUUUGAGGUUCAGUUGGUUCGUUUUUUUCUUCUUCUGAAGAUCCUUUGCUAAACAAAUAUCAUCCAUCUCAGUUGUACAUGCAUCAUAGUACUACAUGUCCACUUCAGAUCAGUCUUGAGAUUAGUCAGAGCUGGGCCCACAGAUCGCACCCUACUCUUCAAUCUACUUUGAGUAUUUCCCAGUGUCAGGUAGCCUUUCUGUCUUGUUUAACUGUCAUUUCUCUGCAGUCCAGGCUACACCCGUGCUGUCCCCCUUCAUACAGAGGAAUGUCUUCAGUAAUGGUAUAAGAUGGAUAUUGUUACAAACCCUGGUGCAAUAAUCAGUAUUGAGUGACAAAUGUAAUGCAAUCAUAGUGGUAAAACCAAACACUGCAGGUCACUGUGGAUCACAUUGAUAUGUCCAUGGAUGAUACAAUAACUAACACUGCUAAAAUGUUUUUUUUCCCCUCCCUUUUGUUGUUAAGGCACAAAUAUGGAAUUUCAAUGGUUGAAUUAUCCUCUGCUGGGGUACAUUUUUCUAGUUUUCUAGUCGAAUCUCAUUUGUGAUAUAAAAGUUAACUUUUCUGAUAUAGAAAAUGUUAAUAUGAACACUGUUUCUGUUGACUUUUCUGUGGUCCUUUGCGUACAUAAACAUAGGCAUUUCAUGUACACUUCUGUUCGGGCAAUGUCACAUGACCUUUCUAUCAGAUCUCAGAUUGCCUUUCCUUGCAAUGCCUGGAUUGACCCUAAAUAUGCAAGUGACGGUAGUAUACUCUACUGUUCAGUUUGAGGUCACUUGUCCUUGUUUUCUGUGAAAACAUAAAAGCAAGAUUCUUUGACAAAAGCAAAGUUUGAAGGACAAUUAUUUAUUUCAAAUAAAAAUCAUCAUUUCUAACCCUGUCAAUGACCAUGCCUAUCCAUUUGGCUAUAUUUCCUAGAUAGAUAGAUGGAUACUUUAUUAAUCCCGAUGGAAAUUUAGGAAAUUCUUAUUCACUCAUUUAACGUAUGUUUUCAUGGAAAACAAGGACAUUUCUAAGUGGCCCCAAACUGACACUACUGUCACUUGCACAUAUAGGGUCUUGUAAUGUAGCACAACUAAAGGCAAUCGGAGAUCUGAUUGCCUGACCGUUUUGCUGCCUCAUUUCCUAUGUAAUGUUGGAAAUGUUAUACAAAUUUACUGUAUUUGAAUAUCUUUCAGCUAUUUAUUUUACAUCUGUAUUAUCUGUUACCUGUAUGUUCUGAUAUGUAAUGAGACUUUAAAAGUAUUCUUUUGUAUUUAAAGUGUGUGUGUAGGGAGUGAAGUUCUCCGUUGUAUUUAAGAAGAGGUGGGUGGUGUCAGAUAGAACCUUAAACUUAGACUAAGCCUUACACUGAAAGUUUUCUGUGAGUGAUUCGCUCACCAGAUCAGUCAUACCAGUACUAGGCUUACCUUGAUGUUCUGUGUGGUAAAAGUAUAUGCUUUUUUUUAUUAUGGUAGUAUGACGUCUACCAAGACCUUGGAUUAUACUUUGUACUAGUGCAAACUCAGAUCAAGCAAUUUUCAGUGAUGAAAGUUUGACUUCCUCUGUUUGGCUCACCCCCCAAGUCUGGUGAUGUGUAUGUGCAGAUGAGGGUGUGGAAGAUCUCUAAACUCUAUUGGGCUGGCCCCUCCGUGUCCCUAGUUGGUUUAUACUGUUGGGAGACGCAGUGUGAACUGAGUUGCUUUAUGCUGAGCUCAAGAUUUCAUCCUAUCUGUCUGUGAAUAUUCUUUUUUUUUUUCUACGCAGACUUGCGCCACUCCAGUGCUGACUAACUUGAAUGAUUUUAAAUAAAUUACAAACUCUUCUAUG
Molecule: messenger RNA, 3318 nt
Organism: Clupea harengus (Atlantic herring)
Lineage: Eukaryota; Metazoa; Chordata; Actinopteri; Clupeiformes; Clupeidae
Gene: paqr3a
Product: progestin and adipoQ receptor family member IIIa
Cellular component (GO): membrane
Molecular function (GO): signaling receptor activity
Source: RefSeq, a predicted model, not a curated record